Molecule: messenger RNA, 3063 nt
Organism: Peronospora matthiolae
Lineage: Eukaryota; Oomycota; Peronosporomycetes; Peronosporales; Peronosporaceae
Source: the annotation of a GenBank genome assembly
AUGUCGUCCAACAACACCUCGGCCAGUGUCUCCAUCGAUAAGUUCGAUGGGGACAACUACUCAACCUGGUGUCGCUACAUGCGCGGCGUGUUUCUGACGAAGUCAGUCUGGUACGUCGUGAACCGCGAAACGUCUCCAACCUUCACCGACACGCGAGCUUCCGACGAGUACGUCAAGGCGAGCAACAUCGCGUUCGGGUUGAUGUUGCUCCACAUGGACGCCGACUACCACCAUGUGGUCGACAACUGUGAAGAAGCAUGGACAGCGUGGUCGCGGUUGAAGAUGCUCUAUGGUGGGUCGCAGAAGGCGGGACGCAUCUACCUCAAGCGCCAGCUGUUCAGCAUCAAGAUGGCGGAAGGUGCCAACGUCUUGCACCAUUGCAACGAAGUCUUGAACAUCGGCGCCAAGCUCAGCAGCAUCGGUGCCAAGAUGGAAGACGAAGACAUUGCGAUCUGCUUGCUGCUCAGUCUCCCGAAGAGUUUCGAGAACGUGGUUCUGAACUUGGAGAUGAGCAAUGCAGAGCUGCGCACGCAAGAUGUGGUCAAGGUGCUGACUAACGAGCACAUCAAGCGACAAGGCGAGAAGAUGACAACGGCAACGACAACGGUGAAGACUGAAGAUGCGACAAAGGCAUUCAGUACCGAGCGCAAGCCCUACCAAUGCACAUACUGCGGCAAGGUGGGGCACACGGCAGAGCGUUGCUGGACGAAGCAAAAGGAUGAAAGUCGAGGAGCCCAACGCGGCGGCAAUGGUCGUGGACGCGGGGCAAACAAUGUCCAGUGGCGACAUUAUGAUGAAGGCAACAGCUACGAUCGAGUGGCGUUUGCAGUUUCGUUCGAAUGCGGAGUUUCGACGAACAAGAAUGGACCAGGAAUGUGGGCCGUUGACAGCGGGGCAACACAUCACAUCUGCCACGACAAGUUCAAGUUUGCAAGCUUGGUCGAAGGCCAUGAUGGCGAGAUCCUGGUGGCUGAUGGCAACAAGGCGGCCAUCAAAGGUGUGGGGACCAUCGUGGAAAAGGUGAUUCUGCCAAACGGGGAAGAGCGCGAGAUCGAGAUCAAGAACGCGCUCUAUGUGCCCAGCAUGAGCAAAAAUCUGCUCUCGGUGCCGCAGAUUAACAAGCACGGCAACUUCCAAGUGGUGUUUGACGGGGAUACGAUGUACGUCGCUCGCAAGGAUUCCAACCAAGUGGUGGCAGCUGCGGAUCUUGUAGACGGACUCUACUGGCUUCGCACGACGCAGCGAUCGGCCAAUGCGACAUCACUCAGCAACGCUGUUGAUCUACAUGCGCGAAUGGGCCAUGCUCCAGUCGACGUGCUUCGCAGGAUGGUGACAAGCCACAUGAUCAAGGACGCUCACAUCCCUUCCAAGCCGAAUGGAUCAAGUGUGUGUCGAGGAUGCCAAGAAGGGAAGAUGGUCCAAAAACCAUUCCCCAGUAAUCGUGACAAGCGCACCUACAACACCUUCGAGAUGCUCCACUUCGACAUCUGCGGACCCAUGGAAGAAAAAUCUCUGGGUGGCAGCAAGUAUCUGCUGCUGAUCGUGGAUGAAGCCAGCGGAUGCAUGAAGGGUUUUUGUCUGCAUUCCAAGUCAGAGAGCGAAGAGUGCAUCAAGAAGUACAUCACGAUGAUACAGACGCAGUUCAACAAGAAGGUCAAAUUUGUGCGACACGAUGGAGCCCGCGAGUUUGCGACGAACUCGCUUCAAGAUUUCUACGAAGUCGAAGGCAUCGAGCAACAAACCACGGUGCCAUACGCACAUCAAGCCAAUGGAACUGCUGAACGCGCGAUUCGAACUAUCGUCACCAUCGGUCGUAGCAUGCUCCAUCAUGCCAAGUUGGACAAGUGCUUCUGGGCUGAAGCGGCAAUGACGGCCGUCUAUGUGAAGAACCGUUUGCCGUCACCCAAGAUUCCACACAAGACACCGUUCGAGAUUGUCUACAAUUCUAAGCCAAGUGUCAAGCACAUGCGCGUUUUUGGGUGCCAAGCAAAUGCGGGUUUUGGGUGCCAAGCAUACAUCUUGACCCCGAAGGAGAAACGACUCAAGUGGGAUCCCAAGGCCCGGGCUGGAUUGUUUUUGGGCUACGAAGAAGUGUCCAAGGCGUAUCGAGUUUACGACAUCGAAGCGGGGCAGGUGAUGAUAAGUCGCGAUGUCAACUUCGAUGAGUCGGCCUUUGGAAUGUCGAUGCUGAUUUCCGAUGACGAUGUUGAUGGCCUGGACUUCGAAUCUAUCGAUCUUGAUGAUGAAGAACCGCGUCCGAGACACUUCAAACAAACAGGAAAGCGCAAGGCCCAACCCAGUCACGACAAUGACGACGCAAGCAUGCCCCGAGCAGUGCGCCAACGACCCGGAUUGGAAGAGUCAAGUGCGCCGGAUGACCUCUCUUCACGUCGAGCCAACGAAGAUGAAGAAAGGAAGUCGGAGGAACAACAUGACACACCGACUUCCUCCGCGUUUUGGCAUGCGAGUGCAAACGCCGUCGAAGCAGCGGUCGAUUUUUCGGAGCCGUCGACAUUUGAAGAAGCAGUGUCUGGCCCGGACCAAGUACACUGGCGCAAGGCAAUUGAUGCGGAGCUCGAUUCGAUGAAGCUUCGCGGUGUCUUUCGUGCGGCCAAGUUACCCAACGAACAAAGCGCCAUUGGCACAAAGUGGGUCUUCAAGAUCAAGCGCAAGGCGGAUGGGUCGAUCGAGAAAUACAAGGCACGACUUGUGGCCAAGGGUUUUCGCCAAAAGUAUGGCAUCGACUACACGGAGACGUUCUCGCCCGUGGUCAAGUAUGUGACGCUGCGAAUGGUCAUCGCCAUUACCAAGCACUUUGGAUGGCCCCUCGACCAGCUCGAUGUGGUGACUGCGUUCCUGUAUGGAGUGAUGAAGGAGAAGGUGUUCUGCGCUGUUCCGGAAGGCGUCAAGAUGGAAGGUGAUUUCGACUGUCUCGAGCUGAUCAAGGCGAUCUACGGUCUCAAGCAAGCCUCGCGUGUUUGGAACGAGACCUUCGACGAGUUCAUACGCUCGAUUGGUUUUCAAGCGUCGGGAUUCGAUCCAUGUCUCUACAUCAUGACUUAG